ACUGGGCGCGAUUGGGAACUGCUUUCUACAAAUCGUCAGAGGACAGGAUGCCUUCGCUGACUCUUAGGGGAGUGACAGUGAAUUUCCCCUUUUCUCCGUAUGAAUCUCAGAAGGCAUACAUGAACAAAGUAAUCGAAUGUCUUCAGGAGAAAGUCAAUGGGGUUCUGGAGAGCCCAACAGGCACAGGUAAGACUUUGUGCCUGCUGUGUGCCACCCUGGCCUGGAGGGAGAACUUCAAGGACACCAUGUCUACCUGUAUGAUGGCAGAGAGGCUGGGCCAGGAGAUGUUUCCAAACACACCUAUGUCUUCCUGGGGGACAGCUGACGGUGACAAACCAUCCUACUACACUGAUGUCCCCAAGAUCAUAUAUGCAACGAGGACACAUUCUCAGCUUACACAGGUUAUUAAUGAGUUAAAGAACACUUCAUACAGCCCAAAGGUGUGUGUGAUGGGCUCAAGAGAGCAGUUGUGUAUUAACCAGGACGUCAUGUGUCAGAAGAGCAACCACGUCAAAGUUCAUAUGUGCAGAGGAAAAGUUUCCACCAGGUCAUGUGUCUACUACAAAAAACUUGAAGAAAAGAGCACUGAUAGAGACUUUGUUAGUUCUAUCCUUGAUGUGGAGGAUUUGGUCCAAUUUGGCAACAAGCAGAGAGUCUGUCCUUACUACCUCUCUCGUUCACUGAAACAAGAAGCAGAUGUCAUUUUUAUGCCAUACAACUACCUGCUAGAUCCAAAGAGCCGUAAGGCACUCAGUAUCGACCUGAAUGGAGCUGUGGUUAUCUUUGACGAGGCUCACAAUGUGGUAUGGAAAGACAUGUGA
Maylandia zebra (zebra mbuna) is the source of this 821-nucleotide messenger RNA. The record is from RefSeq and is a predicted model, not a curated record. NCBI's taxonomy places the organism in Eukaryota, Metazoa, Chordata, Actinopteri, Cichliformes, Cichlidae.